AUGGCACUCGAGAAGCCCACCAUGCAUGAGCUUGACCCCAAAGUCGAUGCAAUUGGCGAGGAUCGCGUGUCACAGAUAGAUGAUACAGAGCCGGAGGAAUAUACACAUGCCGAAACCCGAAAACUCGUUCAUAGGAUUGAUCGACGUCUCCUUUCCAUAUGUGGGCUCAUGGUCGCCGUCAGUUUGAUGGAUCGAGGCAACGUUUCCAAUGCUUAUAUUGCUGGAAUGGGUAGAGACUUGGAGCUCACAGUCGGGACACGAUAUUCGAUUAUUGUCCUGAUCUUCUUUGGUCCCUACAUCGCGUUUCAGAUUCCUGGUGCGGUCAUUGUGAAGAAGCUGGGACCGAGGUGGACUCUUCCAGGGAUGACCAUGCUCUGGGGCUUCCUUGUCAUUGGAUUUGGUUUCGCGAACCACUGGACAGUCCUUGUCGGUCUCCGUAUCAUCCUGGGUAUCCUUGAAGGUGGCUUGUUUCCUGGUGUCAUCUAUCUAAUUUCGCUUUACUACACGCGAUACGACAUGGCUAGACGUUAUGCCUUCAACUACCUGGUCGGGUUGGUUGGGGCAUCGUUCAGUGGCAUCCUGGCAUACAUCUUCAUACAGAUGGAUGGAUUGGGAGGACUGGAAGCCUGGCGUUGGAUUUUUGUUAUGGAGGGUAUUGUGACCUGCGUUGUAGCUGGAGCCGCAUUUAUAUUUCUUGUGGGCUACCCACACAACCCCCAGGCCUGGAGAUUCCUUAAACGCGAGGAGCUGGAUUACAUGAUCCGACUCAUUGAAAGGGAUCGCCAGGAUACCGAAGCAGACCAAAAAUUUAAUCUUGGAAAAUUUCUCCGCCCUGCGCUCGACUUGCGGAUCUGGGGUUACGGCCUCCUCUAUACAUGUUCAACGGCCCCUGCAUAUGCCGUGUCGUAUUUCCUUCCGAUGAUCUUGAACUCGAAAAUCGGCUUCGCGGCUGGGGUCUCUCAAAUUCUCACCACUCCUCCCUAUAUCUUCGCGGCCAUACAAAUGUAUUUUCAAGCUUCGCUAAGCGACAAGUACCGUCUUCGAAGUCCAGUCAUCCUGAUCAAUGUUCUGGAAUCCGUGCUCGGUCUGUGUUUGUUGUCCUGGGUCGAGAUCCCCGGAGUGCAACUUUUUGCCGUCUUCCUCGUCACUGCUGGCUGCAACGCGACUAUCCCCUGCGUCCUUUCGUGGCAGGCAAACAACAUUCGAGGCCACUGGACACGAACCUUCUGCAGCGCCACUCUGACCGGCAUGGGAGCUGUGGGAGGCAUUCUUGGUGCCUUGACAUUCCGUUCACAGGAUUUUCCGAACUAUUAUCCUGGCAUCUACACCGCACUCACUUGCAAUGGAGUCAUUGUACUGGUGACACUUUCACUGGUUUGGUAUCUCCGCAAACAUAACAAGUUGGCUGAUGAAGGGAAGGAGGUGAUUGCCGACCUGCCAGGAUUUCGAUACACUCUGUAACAGGACUACACUUGAGGAAGCUGUCCUUGCAUGGUAAAUAAAAUUCGAGCCAUUGACACCUCGCAUAGCUGGACCGAUUAGUAGGUAAUGGUGUGUCCCAGGGCAACCGGGAAAUAAAGUCGGUACUUACCUAGUAGUUAUGCUUAAAGAAAG
Molecule: messenger RNA, 1614 nt
Organism: Exophiala mesophila
Lineage: Eukaryota; Fungi; Ascomycota; Eurotiomycetes; Chaetothyriales; Herpotrichiellaceae
Exons: 8
Coding region: 1-1461 (486 amino acids)
Biological process (GO): transmembrane transport
Cellular component (GO): membrane
Molecular function (GO): transmembrane transporter activity
Source: RefSeq, a predicted model, not a curated record